Molecule: messenger RNA, 666 nt
Organism: Ostertagia ostertagi
Lineage: Eukaryota; Metazoa; Nematoda; Chromadorea; Rhabditida; Trichostrongylidae
Source: the annotation of a GenBank genome assembly
AUGCAAGGCACCAACGGUGGCAAUACUGGAAAUGGCCAAAAUGGCGGCAAUAAUGGAAAUGGCCAAAAUGGCGGCAAUAAUGGAAAUGGCCAAAAUGGCGGCAAUAAUGGACAAGGCUCCAAUGGUGGCGACAACGGAAAUGGCCAAAAUGGCGGCAAUAAUGGACAAGGCUCCAAUGGUGGCGACAACGGAAAUGGCCAAAAUGGCGGCAAUAAUGGACAAGGCUCCAAUGGUGGCGACAGCGGUAAUGGCGCUGAUGGUGCUAACAACGGCAAUGGCACUAGUGGUGGAGACAACGGGAAUGGCGCCAACGGUCCUAACAACGGCAACGGCACCAGUGGUGCAGACGACGGGAAUGGCCUCAAUGGUAACAACAAUGGAAACGGCGCCAAUGGUCCUGAAAACGGCAACGGCACCAGUAGUGGGGACAACGAGGGUAGCGGUGACGGUGGCAACACCGGCGAACCGGAUACUGCUUCAAAUGAUAACAAUCAGAUUCACGGCUCUGGUAAAACGAGCAGCGGUGAUGGAAGUUCAGAUGGUGAAUCAAGUAUGAAGUUAGUGAUCCUUUAUACCACCUUCACUCUCCAUGCUUUUAUUAACUAUCUGUGCCCUCAAAAAUGCGCCAUUACUAGAAGAAAUACAGAGGAGUGUGUCACUGAAUAA